UCUCCGUUAACAAAUACUAAGUUGGUAAUACUGUGAGCGAAGACGUCCAUCUUUGAAAAAUUCACUGCGGAAACGUUCAUUUCAUUUCGGAUUGUCUUCGAGUAAAGAUGUAUUACUUAUUUGCACUUAAAAAAUUAUAUAAAUUUGAAGAUAGUAAAAGUGGUUAUGGUUAACUUACAAUGGAAUUUUUGUAAGUUCAUUGUUUGGAACAUGAAUUAAGUAUAUGAGGACGUGAAAUUUGUGAACUAUCCAUAUUUGCCUGUCCACAAAGGUCAUCCUAACCACGUGGAAUUCAGUGUCUGAUAUAAGCAGUGCAUUAAAUACCAAGGGAUUUACGAAUGGCUAUUUUGGUGUUGAACGCUGGAGGCAGUAAGAAAUGCAAUUUAAAAGAUUAGGUACCCGUUACAACAAUAAUUUAAGAGAGAAUAUAUAGCACUAGAUCCGGCAUUCCACGAGGUCUUUGUGGAAAUUAAAAACAAUGUAAUAUAGCAAAUAAAGAAUGAAUUGAUUUUAAAUAUGGUGUAUUUUUAUUGUGGAUCCUCUUUUAAAGUUAGGAGAAUAUAAGUUAUAUAUUCUAAAAAUAAUGCGCAUUCCCCGCAAUUGGAGUCUCUGUUCAUUUCAUUGACAAAUGCAGAUCCUCAAGAACCAAGACUAAUUAAUGCAUAACUAAAAAAUACGUGUUUUUUAAGUAGCUCGACAUUUUGUCGGCAUAUGUUGAAAAUCUAUUCCGCUAUAUUUUAAUACAGGGCAAAAGUAUUAUUGUGAAUGCUACUUUAUAACAAUGGAACAGUGAGAUUGGAACGUAAGAGAACAGAAAAUAAGGGAGAGAUUGUUUUAUUCCUCUUCACUGUCCUAGACAGCUUAUAAACAAAAAGCGGUUAAUUUACCAUAAUAUAUAAAGUCAGGACAUAAAAUUAUGUUUAAGUAUAAUUUACCGAAUGGCGGUCUGCACGCUCGUUGUUACAUUAAUUCCAAUGGUGAAAUUAAAUUUGAUCCGCCAGUAUAUGAGCAGCGUUAUACCACAACCAUACGCAUAUUGGAAGAUCCAUGUUGGGGGCACAAAUUUAAAAAAGUGGUAGAUUUCGGAUGUGCUGAAAUGCGAUUAUUGUCAUUGCUACGCCGUACGGAAGGCAUAGAACAUAUUCUAGAGGUUGACAUCGAUGAAAAUUUAUUAAGGAGCAAUAAACAGAGAGCAGAACCCUUGGUAUCGGACUACUUGAACAAACGUGAAACUCCUUUGCGAAUCGAUUUAUUACAAGGAAGUAUUGACACGGCGGCUGAACAAUUGUUGAAUGUAGACGCAGUCAUUGCAUUGGAAAUAAUUGAGCACUUGUACCCAAAAACACUAGAGAAUACUCCGAAAAAUAUAUUCGGUUUUAUGCAGCCUAAAUUAGCAAUAUUUUCAACACCAAAUUCAGAAUUUAACGUACUUUUUGAGCCAUUAUUAGCAAAUGGUUUCCGACACGAUGAUCACAAAUUCGAAUGGAAACGAUCUGAAUUUAAGGACUGGGCAUUAAAUAUUUGUCAACAAUAUCCCAAUUAUAAGGUUGCUUUUAUGGGUGUUGGGGAUGCACCACCAGAUAGAAAGGAUAUUGGCAACGUUACUCAAAUGGCAAUAUUCGCACGUUGUGAUUUGCUGGACCCUUCUCUUCAUAAUGAGUUACUUUCCAGCAAGGUCGCAGUAGAUUGUGGUCCCGAUGCAGAUAUGAGGUACAAAGAAAUAUUUACUGUAGACUUCCCAGUUUAUAUUGAUGAACGUAGUAAAGACCAAAAAAUUUUGGAUGAGGCGCGCUAUCAAAUCAGUCGUUGUCGACGUAUUGAUAGAUAUUUCAAUUGCGAUUUACGUGUAUAUGAAGUACCUCUAAUAGUUUUAAGAGACUAUAUUGAAAAUAUUGGCGCUACAAUGCGGGAAUUGCUUGCUGUUCUAAAGGAAAAUGAUAUUGAGGUAAAGGAAGAACACAUCAUAUUACCCGAAUAUGAUGAGGAUGAUUUUAGUUAUCGUCAAUAUGACGAUUGUUAUGAUGAGGAUUUGGGAGUGUGGAAUGAUGCUGGAUAUGAUGAGACCGGAAAUGACGACGAACGGGGCGCAUGCGGUGGAUAUUCACAUACUAAAGGAGACACCAACUAUGAUGCUGAGGAAAAUUGGGAUUAAACGAAAGCUAGUAGGGGUUUAAUUUAGUUAACUGUUUUGUACUAAGAAAAUGAUCAAAUUAAAUAAAGUUGAUAAAUACUAUUUAUAGAAAAAAA
Molecule: messenger RNA, 2247 nt
Organism: Bactrocera dorsalis (oriental fruit fly)
Lineage: Eukaryota; Metazoa; Arthropoda; Insecta; Diptera; Tephritidae
Gene: Hen1
Product: small RNA 2'-O-methyltransferase
Exons: 8
Coding region: 917-2152 (411 amino acids)
Biological process (GO): piRNA processing; siRNA processing; RNA methylation
Cellular component (GO): nucleus; cytoplasm
Molecular function (GO): RNA methyltransferase activity; O-methyltransferase activity
Source: RefSeq, a predicted model, not a curated record